Molecule: messenger RNA, 1438 nt
Organism: Lacerta agilis (Sand lizard)
Lineage: Eukaryota; Metazoa; Chordata; Lepidosauria; Squamata; Lacertidae
Gene: PSMC5
Product: proteasome 26S subunit, ATPase 5
Exons: 12
Coding region: 94-1338 (414 amino acids)
Biological process (GO): proteasome-mediated ubiquitin-dependent protein catabolic process
Cellular component (GO): proteasome regulatory particle, base subcomplex
Molecular function (GO): ATP hydrolysis activity; proteasome-activating activity; ATP binding
Source: RefSeq, a predicted model, not a curated record
CAUGUUGAUUGAGGGCGAGCAACCGGAAGGAGGAAAGUGGCCUUCCCUUCCCGCAGCUUCCGCCGUGGAGUGAGCGCAUGCGCCUUUCAGUGAAUGUGGAUACCGGCGAGGGGUAAAAUGGCGGUUGAAGGGCCAGAGCAGAUGGAGUUGGAUGAAGGCAAAGGUGGGACUGGGCUGCGCCAGUAUUACCUCUCCAAGAUUGAAGAGCUACAGUUGAUAGUCAACGAUAAGAGCCAGAAUCUCAGACGGCUGCAGGCACAGCGGAAUGAACUCAAUGCCAAGGUGCGCCUGCUUCGCGAGGAGUUGCAACUUCUGCAGGAACAAGGUUCCUACGUGGGUGAAGUGGUGAGGGCUAUGGACAAAAAGAAAGUGCUUGUCAAGGUUCAUCCAGAAGGCAAGUUUGUUGUUGAUGUGGAUAAAAACAUAGACAUCAAUGAUGUAACCCCGAACUGCCGUGUUGCCUUACGGAAUGACAGCUACACACUCCACAAGAUCUUGCCAAACAAGGUGGACCCCCUGGUCUCAUUGAUGAUGGUGGAGAAAGUGCCAGACUCCACUUAUGAGAUGAUUGGUGGCCUUGACAAGCAGAUCAAAGAGAUCAAGGAAGUGAUUGAGCUGCCCGUCAAGCAUCCAGAGCUUUUUGAAGCUUUGGGCAUUGCUCAACCCAAGGGUGUGCUGCUGUAUGGACCUCCUGGGACUGGGAAAACUCUGCUGGCCCGAGCAGUGGCUCAUCACACUGAUUGCACGUUCAUCCGUGUCUCUGGCUCUGAGCUUGUGCAGAAGUUCAUUGGGGAAGGUGCACGGAUGGUGCGUGAGCUCUUUGUCAUGGCCCGGGAGCAUGCUCCCUCCAUUAUCUUCAUGGACGAGAUUGAUUCCAUUGGCUCCUCCCGUCUGGAGGGUGGCUCUGGUGGGGACAGUGAGGUUCAGCGCACCAUGUUAGAACUGCUCAACCAGCUUGAUGGUUUUGAGGCCACCAAGAACAUCAAGGUCAUCAUGGCGACCAACCGCAUAGACAUCUUGGAUUCAGCCCUGCUUCGUCCUGGGCGUAUCGACAGAAAAAUUGAAUUCCCUCCACCAAAUGAAGAGGCUCGACUUGACAUCCUGAAGAUCCACUCGCGCAAGAUGAACCUGACCCGGGGAAUUAAUUUGCGGAAAAUUGCGGAGCUGAUGCCAGGGGCUUCAGGGGCUGAGGUCAAGGGCGUGUGCACAGAAGCUGGAAUGUACGCGUUGAGGGAGAGGCGGGUACACGUAACUCAAGAAGACUUCGAGAUGGCUGUAGCAAAGGUUAUGCAAAAAGACAGUGAGAAGAAUAUGUCUAUCAAGAAGCUGUGGAAAUAAGUUGCUGCCCUCCCCAAGCAAGUGAAUUCCGACCUCAUUCUCCACUGUAAUCUUUACACCCCAAUGUCCUUUCCCCCCUUAAUAAAACUUAAUAUUAACA